Molecule: messenger RNA, 2681 nt
Organism: Xylaria bambusicola
Lineage: Eukaryota; Fungi; Ascomycota; Sordariomycetes; Xylariales; Xylariaceae
Exons: 2
Coding region: 453-2027 (524 amino acids)
Source: RefSeq, a predicted model, not a curated record
AAUACCUCCUCCUACUACGUACCUUAGUCCCUCAUCGCACACCACACGCGACUAAUUAUUGUAUUGGUAAUAGAGAGAGGGUACCUAGGGAUUCAUCUUUUUUCUCGACCUUGACAGCAUACCUACCUUGGACAGACUCGGACCUUGGUCGAUCCACCGAUGGCCACCUGUUUUACCCUUGCCCUGCACCAGCGGAACGGAGCCAACGACUCAUUCAUCAUUACUCGUCGCAUCGCAUCUACUUGCACUCACUCCCCUACCUCCCCCUACCUACGCUAAACUAGGUUGGCUUCUCGGCGUUGGGGCCGCCCGGUUCAGUCUCGUUGCAUCCCCGAUCUGUAAUUGACCAGGCCAUGUCAGACAAACCCACCUAGUUGGGUAAUUCGGGGUUCCCUUGUCGUAUCUUGUUUAGGCUUGGGUAUACCGAGCAUUAAGUAUUAAGUGUUAUUACCAUGAUCACCCCACGGUCCUUUCUUCACACCCGCAGGCCUUCGCCAUCACCUUUCACCCAAGCCGGUCCGCCAUCUCUUGUACCUGCAUCACCAACCACGCAAUCACGUCAAUCAUUUCCCAGAAAGUAUGACUUUUCAACCCGCCCUCUGCGAGCCUCGGAACAGCAACCUCUGGAAGUAUUUAUAGACAACACAACAACUAGUAGAGCAAUAUUAUCACCGUCAGAUACAUUCUCUCGCGAGGUCACUAACACACCAUCGAUUGCCAUGGCUACUACAAUAGCACCACGACCGAUUACGCCUUCAAGCGCCGUACAAAUCCCCACCAAGCAGAAGCAUCGCCUCCGGAAGACCAACGAUCGGGCACGGUCUUCGUCCGCCCGUGGAGCUGCAGAUGUUCACUCACCCGAUGCCGUACCACCCGCAGUCGCUGCUCUUCUUGCCAUCACCAAUAUUCCACCUCCAAAGCGUAGGAAAAGUCUACAGAGAAAGGAGCAGAGGGAUCCACGGAUGACAGUAGAUUCUAUCGUACCGCGUUCCAAAGUUUCAGAAAAGGAUCUCAGUCAGGAAUUACGCUUCGAUUUGGGUGAUGAUCUGAGUCUGUCCUCGUUUGAGCGCAGCCCUUUGGAAUUUCUGCUCACUCCCCCUGAUGCACUUGAAGUGGAAGAUGCCUUGCUGCAGACCGAUAGCGGGUUUGCAUCUCCUUAUUCUACACGAACUCAGUCCUUCGACAGUCUACCCUCCCUAGGCGAUUCUCUGUCGCAAAGUGUGAUCCCAUCAGCCGACUCACCUAUCACUCCCCGAGGGGGGAGGAUGCGUUCGCCGAGGCGGUCACUAGAGCCGGUAACCACACCGCCUGGGGAGUUGCCGAGCGAUCCAUUAUCAAAAGUGGCUAUAGAGAACGAUCAGCUCGACUUCACCGCCAAGCCCAAUCUACCAGUCGACAAGCAAGCGCAGACUAUUUUGCCAUUCAAAUCCGUUUUCAAAUCGAAUCUGACGGCAUCACUUCGUGCAUUGCGAUCGGCUGCCCGAACUUUAUCUACAUUUACCGCCUCUUCUAUUCCUCCCGAUGACUUUCUUACGAGGUCAAUACUCACUAUCGACCCGAGGGUCCCAUUUACAGAUGAAAGGAGGCCGCCAGUUCUGGAAGAGGAACCCAGUGAGGCCAUGCGGCGGUAUUUGAACCCCUCCAGCAACGUUCGGCCUGAGGCGCGAGGCGCCUCAUCUGUUCGCAGCUACACAGCAUCAAUCCAGAUGCAAACGUACAAAGUACAGCGCUCAAGAGGAGUGCCAAGACCGGCCCGACAGACAGCACACAACUCCAACACGGACAGAUCGUCAAUGGUGCCACUGCUCCCACCCGGCCCACGUCAAAGAGAGAUGCGCGAAAAUCCAGAUUUCAUUCGCAUUGCGGUUAUGGAGCAUCUCAUGAGGAAGAGGGGCAAAUUGGACGACUCGAGAGAAGGUCACGCGCGCUGGUUGCUGCCCCCUAGGAAAGCAGUCACAAAGCCUUACGAGAUUGGUGCCAGUGGCGUCCCGGUACGGUGGAUUGCGACGUUGCAGGAGGACGACUAGUCAAUUUACCGAGGUGCAUGUCUCCUAGUGAUUUGCCACUCGUCAGCCUCAAUUUCGUCACACUUACGUACUGAAGACGCCAAUUGGAAUGUAAACAAUACUACAUACAAUUGGCACAGACCACAAUCGCGCGUCGCUUACCUCGAUGGGUCGAUUACAAUAAUCUUUUUCAGCUUCGCAACAAGACUCAGCGCUUCCUUGUCAACGGAUCCACCCGGCAUAGCCAAGAGGCGAAUCCCGCUCUAUCCAUUACUCAAUCGUGCCCGAUCUCGCAAUUCGCUCCAGCCCACAAAAAGAUUCUAGAAAACAGCGCUCGAACACACUAGUGCUGUUGGGCUUCUAUCAAGAUGGAGUAGCUGCUUCCAAAUGCCGAGAUCACAAUCAAGCUCCUUCUGUUCGACCUACUAGUCAUAAUCUAGCCUGAAAUAAAAUCUGCCUUGACCGCACGCUCUUCGAAAACAACUCAGGCCCACAAAAGGUCUCGCCUACGUCGGUGGCAUGAGCAGAUUUCUUGAAUUCGGCUCUAUAGCCCCUGCAAGGAUGAAUUUUGAGUCCACCACAGCUUUUACGAUUUGCUAGCGAGCACGGACACGCGAUGCCUUGGCGGAUAUGUCCACGUCAGAGGCACCCGCAGAUGAGGGUAUUGAGCCUAUG